Messenger RNA from Candidula unifasciata, 597 nucleotides. The record is from the annotation of a GenBank genome assembly. Lineage: Eukaryota; Metazoa; Mollusca; Gastropoda; Stylommatophora; Geomitridae.
AUGAGCAGGCAGUCAGUUUGGCUGCGCUGGCCCCACUUGGUAGUGUACUGCCCCCACCUGGUGGUGUACUGCCCCCUCUUGGUAGUGUACUGCCCCCACUUGGUGGUGUACUGCCCCCACUUGGUAGUGUACUGCCCCCACCUGGUGGUGUACUGCCCCCACCUGGUGGUGUACUGCCCCCACUUGGUGGUGUACUGCCCCCUCUUGGUAGUGUACUGCCCCCACUUGGUAGUGUACUGCCCCCUCUUGGUGGUGUACUGCCCCCUCUUGGUGGUGUACUGCCCCCACUUGGUGGUGUACUGCCCCCACUUGGUGGUGUACUGGCUCCACUUGGUGGUGUACUGCCCCCACCUGGUGGUGUACUGCCCCCACUUGGUGGUGUACUGCCCCCACUCGGUGGUGUACUGCCCCCACUCGGUGGUGUACUGCCCCCACUCGGUGGUGUACUGCCCCCACUCGGUGGUGUACUGCCCCCACUCGGUGGUGUACUGUCCUCACUUGGUGGUGUACUGCCCCCUCUUGGUGGUGUACUGCCCCCACUCGGUGGUGUACUGCCCCCACUUGGUGGUGUACUGCAACUGCACAAGGCAGAGGUGA